AUGGAUCAGCACAUAGAGAAGAAGCUUGGAAAGGGAGAGCAUGAUGUUUUUACUCAAGAAUCACCCAAUGAGAAGAGGGAUGUUCAUGGAGGAAGAAAUUAUCAGCAACCACCUCACAAGAGAAGAAUGGAGCCAAGGAGCAACUUUGAAGAUUUGAUAACUUUCAUCAAGAGUUCUCAUAGAGAGCAUACAGCCUUGAUUGAUGAGAGAUUGGAGUCAGCCUUCACUAGAUUGAAUGAGAACAUACCCAGAUCAAGAGGAAGCAAAGCCGCCAGUCAAGAAGAAACCAAUGGAGUAUGUCAUCAUUGGAGAUGGACUGAACCACCUAAGGAAGUCCAUGUCAGAAUAGAACCAGGAACUCAGGAGGAAGUGGAGAAGCCACCUGAAGAACCAAGAGUGUAUGAGCCAAAGAUCCCAUACAGAAAUGUUCUUUCUCAACCCAAGAAGGAGAAGGAGCAAGCAAAGCUCAAGGAUCUUGUUAGCCAACUUUCAGUAAGGUUGCCUUUCAUUGAUGCCUGCCAAAUAAUUCCAUCUCUCAGGAAGUAUAUGAAGGCCAUACUCACAAGCAAUGUGAGUCUUGAAGAAGGAGCAAUGAUGAUUACAAAGGAGUGUAGUGCCAUACUUCAGAAUCGCAUGCCAGAGAAGCUGAACGACCCAGGAGUUUUGUUUUGUCUUGCAAGAUCGGUUCUACACACUUCCAUAGAGCACUUUGUGAUUUGGGUUCUAGUGUGA
Messenger RNA from Microthlaspi erraticum, 732 nucleotides. The record is from the annotation of a GenBank genome assembly. NCBI's taxonomy places the organism in Eukaryota, Viridiplantae, Streptophyta, Magnoliopsida, Brassicales, Brassicaceae.